AUGGAUGGGCAAUUUUUAAGGGACCCAGUUACAGUACUCUCUUUUGGGGCUGAGCACAUUGAUAUAGUACAUGACGACCCAUUUAAUCACAGCCCCAUUAUUCGGAGGAUUACAGCACAAGAUAUAGUGGAUGGUGGUAAGCGUCCAAGUAAGCCGAAAGGAAGGAGGUGUCGGGCUGGCCCACGACAAAGCAGAAUGGUGAAUUCAAAUGGGAAACACAGUCUGAAUUUGGUGUCUCAGUUGGAGUGUAUGCAUGUUGGGAAACGUCCAUGUCUCUCUUUUGCACCCUCUCGUUCUAUGAUGGGAUCGGCGAAGGUUGGCGAGGGCUCGGGAACCCUUGGACAGUUGACUGGUUUUUAUGGUCACCCAGUAACUUUUGAAAGAUACAAGUCAUGGGAGCUAUUGGGCCGAUUGAGUAUCGCUAGUUCUCUCCCAUGGGUAUGCUUAGGUGAUUUCAAUGAGAUAUUGGCAGCCCAUGAAAAACUGGGAGGAGCAGUACAAAAUGAACGCCAAAUGAAAAACUUUAGACAAGCUAUUGAUAGUUGUGGUUUGAAAGACCUUGGAUACACGAGCCCCAAAUUUACUUGGUGGUGUAAUGGCCCCGAGGAUAUCAGAGUGCUUCUGGAAUGUGGACUGCCAACCUGGGAGUGGUGUAGGAUGUUCCCUUAG
Messenger RNA from Prunus armeniaca (apricot), 669 nucleotides. NCBI's taxonomy places the organism in Eukaryota, Viridiplantae, Streptophyta, Magnoliopsida, Rosales, Rosaceae. The record is from the annotation of a GenBank genome assembly.